Molecule: messenger RNA, 2500 nt
Organism: Canis lupus familiaris (dog)
Lineage: Eukaryota; Metazoa; Chordata; Mammalia; Carnivora; Canidae
Gene: C1QTNF4
Product: C1q and TNF related 4
Exons: 2
Coding region: 1366-2340 (324 amino acids)
Molecular function (GO): protein binding
Source: RefSeq, a predicted model, not a curated record
CGGAGCCCGGAGCCCGGAGCCGGAUCGCGGGCUCGGAGCCGACCCGACCGCCCGCCGCCCCCAGCCAGGGCCUUUGGGUAUCAAGCCCCAAAACCUACUAAGAAGCAUGAUGGAGUUAAGUACUGCCUUCCCAAGUUCCCAGGGGUUGGAGGUGCUGAGUUCCUAAACUUCUUAUGUCAAGAACUUGAUCAGAUCCCUUUUCUCAAGGCCAAGAACAGAAGCAUCUGCACACCUGGGCAACACUACCAUUCACAAACGGGAGUUCACAACUGCUAUCUCAGAGCAUCCUCACAGUAAGAUUGAGGCAGGUCUUUACAUAAGAGAAGCACUGCCCAGAGAAGUUAAGGAACUAGCCUAAGGUUUCACAGCAUUUAAGCAGUGGAACCAGGAACUGUGCCCAGGUCUAGCUGUCAGUCUUUCACUCCACUACUAAGGAACAAGGCUGCUGACUUCACAAUCUUGCCAAAGCCUUGCUGGAAUCGCUGUUCUCCCUCUCUAUUCACAGCAGCUCCUGGUUCUCUCCUUCUGCUCAGUGACCAGCCCUCAAGCCCAGAGGAAAGUCACUGUUACUCUGAUUUCACUGGGGGGGCGGGGGGGAGUAUGUCAGAGCCCAACUGCUCUGGCCUCUACUGCAAGAAAGGCCCCUGGGAGUCCAAGAGGUCCAGAAUGGGGGCUGACCCUUGUGUGUCAGAGGCCAGGAAAGAGGUCAGAGUAGCUAUUUCCUUUUCUGCCCAGAUGGGGGCUGAAACAAUGGCCAUCAUGGAGGACAUCAGUACAGAGAACUAGUGCCUGAGUGAGGGGCCGGCCAAGGUCCAUAGAAUAGUCAAAGGAAAAUUCAGCAAACAAGGCUGAAGGAAACUCAGAGACCUCCUGACCACCUUCUGUGGUACCAAGGUGGGGGGGAGGUGGUAAGCCCAGCUGACAGGCUAUAAUAGGCCCUUUCAAACAGAGCAUUUCUGCUUGUAUCUGUGGUACAACCGUAUGGGCUUUCACUUGAGAAAGGGGUUCGUUUCUUACAAAAACAAACUCACUGGCCUAAUCUACUGGUCCCUGAAGUGUAGUCCCUGGACCAGCAGCAUCUGCAUUACCUGGAACUUGUUAGACAUGCAAAUUCUCAAGCCCCACCCUAAACCUACUGAAGGGAAAUUCUGGGGGUGGGGGGCCCAACAAUGUCUGUUCUAACAAGCCCCGUACAGGACACUGAGGCGCGCUGAAGCCUGAGAACCGCUGGCCUAGUCCAAGCGUGUGGGAAACGGAGUCCUAGCUGUGAGGCAAGGGCAGGGCUGUGGAGUUCUGGGCACUUGGAGGCCGCCCGGCACAAGCCCGCUCUGCUUCCCCUUCUGCCCCCCCCCCCCCCCAGGCACCAUGCUGCUGCUCCUGCUGGGCCUGCUGGGCCCCGCCGCCUGCUGGGCCCUGGGGCCGGCUCCUGGCUCCGCGGAGCUGCGCUCGGCCUUCUCGGCCGCACGCACCACCCCGCUGGAGGGCACCUCGGAGAUGGCGGUGACCUUCGACAAGGUGUACGUGAACAUCGGCGGCGACUUCGACGCGGCCACAGGCCAGUUCCGCUGCCGCGUGCCGGGCGCCUACUUCUUCUCCUUCACGGCCGGCAAGGCGCCGCACAAGAGCCUGUCGGUGAUGCUGGUGCGCAACCGCGACGAGGUGCAGGCGCUGGCCUUCGACGAGCAGCGGCGGCCCGGGGCGCGGCGCGCCGCCAGCCAGAGCGCCAUGCUGCAGCUCGACUACGGCGACACGGUGUGGCUGCGGCUGCACGGCGCCCCGCAGUACGCGCUCGGCGCCCCCGGCGCCACCUUCAGCGGCUACCUGGUGUACGCCGACGCCGACGCGCCUGCGCGCGGGCCGCCCGCGCCCCCCGAGCCGCGCUCGGCCUUCUCGGCGGCGCGCACGCGCAGCCUCGUGGGUUCGGACGCGGGCCCGGGGCCGCGGCACCGGCCGCUCGCCUUCGACACGGAGCUCGUCAACAUCGGCGGCGACUUCGACGCGGCGGCCGGCGUGUUCCGCUGCCGCCUGCCGGGCGCCUACUUCUUCUCCUUCACGCUGGGCAAGCUGCCGCGCAAGACGCUGUCGGUGAAGCUGAUGAAGAACCGCGACGAGGUGCAGGCCAUGAUUUACGACGACGGCGCGUCGCGGCGCCGCGAGAUGCAGAGCCAGAGCGUGAUGCUGGCGCUGCGGCGCGGCGACGCCGUCUGGCUGCUCAGCCACGACCACGACGGCUACGGCGCCUACAGCAACCACGGCAAGUACAUCACCUUCUCCGGCUUCCUAGUGUACCCCGACCUCGCCGCCACCGGCCCGCCGGGCCUCGGGCCCCCGGAGCUCUGAGCCUCGCCCGGGGAGGAGCCCGGGGCCGGCCCGGGGCGUGCAUGCCGAGCCGAGCCGGGCCCCGAGCCGGGCCUCGGCCGAACGUCCCGCCGGCGCGAGCAUGAGGCCCGCCCAGGGCGGCUGACUCUGCCAAUAAAGUGGGCCUGCGCCGGCGCCUGUC